AGGUAGCGUUUAUAUUAACUAUCGGCUGGUUAAUGAUGAAAACACAUAUUCCUCCUGUUCCGCCUGAGGUUUCGUCAAGGUCACCAGAUAGUGCACGGUGCGCACUUACAGCCGUAGGACGACAGGAGUCGUGGAACACCGUUGGAACAAAGGAUGAAUCUGGAACAGGAAUAGUUAUUGAAGAAGCAGAGAUUGUUGAUUGUGAAGCAGAAGCAGUUGGAGAUGAUGGAAUGCGAUAUCAGGAAGCACUUGCUUAUAGAGUGGUUCAAGUAAAUGGUACGUCAAGCAGUAAUGAAAUAGAACUGCCUGUAGGACAACCAGGAAGCAAUACUGUACAAGUGUUAACGUCUCCUUUGAAUGGACAGUUUUAUGUCAUUGGCAAUGCUAAUGAUGUUUUCACUACUGCUCAAACGUCUAGGUCAUUAGUUCCAAGGACUACUCUUCAAAUAGAAACACCAAGAAAUUGUACUACUGGUUUAAAGAAGAGAGACGACAGAAGAAGAGCAACGCACAAUGAAGUUGAACGUCGGCGUAGAGAUAAAAUUAAUAAUUGGAUUGCAAAAUUGGGAAAAAUAAUACCUGAAUGUAAUGCCACGACCAAUACCAGCGCAGGCAGUAAUGGUGGAGAGGGAAAAGCAAAUUAUGAAACGCAGAGCAAAGGAGGGAUUUUAGCGAAGGCUUGUGAGUACAUAGGCGAAUUACGUGCAGCAAAUCAGGGCUUGGGUCAAUGUUUACGAGAUAAUGAAAAAUUAAGACAGGAAAUAACUGCCUUAAAACAGCUGAUUUCGCAAUUAAAACGCGAAAACCUUCAGCUUCGAACACAGUUGUCUUCAUCUUCAGGGACAAGUGCUGAUGUCCAUUUGAGUUCGUAAUUUUGAGUUAGAGUAUAACAUGUAAAUAUUAGCCGUCAUGUAAGAAUUAGAAAUAUCUACUUUGUUUUUCCUUUUCUCUCUCUCUCUCUCUCUCUCUCUCUCUCUCUCUCUCUCUCUCUCUCUCUCUCUCUCUCUCUCUUUUAUUUUACUGUUUGCUGUUUUUUAAACUGACAUCGACUUGUAGUAAAUUCUAUGAUUUUGGAAUCGUAUCAGAAUUUGAUUAAAUAUUUACUUACAAUUAGAUGAAUUAGAAUAUCCUAAUAAAUAAUCAUGAACGGUCUUUUAUAAUUAUUACCACCUCAAAUAUGCAAAUUGCAUUUUAAAUGCUGUGGUUUAAAGUAUACUUUGUUAAUAUUGUUAUUUGAGCAGUGUCUAUGUAAGUUGCGCUAUAAUAAUUGUUAUUUUAAUUAUCAUUUAAUUAGGAUUUUGAAAGUAAUAAGAAUGACCGAAAUUUAUGAAUGCGUAUAGGUGUGUGCGUGUGUGCGCGUGUGCGAGUGUGCGAGUGUGCGAGAGAGAGAUAGCAUUGCCGAUGCUAUGAAAACACGAUGCAAUAUUUUAAUAUAUGAAAAUAUUUCUUCUAAUCCAAAGACGGGAUUAAAACGUUUAGUUUCUACAGUCAAGUUUUAUAUAUAUUAUAAAAUUGUACGUUCUUUCUCAAUCUAUAUAACAGGUCAAAAAAAUUUCUUUUAUCAUAAACAAAGCGGAUUUGUAUAAUGAGAGUUUGAGUUAUGUGUUCCACUUGAUGAUAUUGUAUAUUUUUAAACCUGCAACCAAAUUGACCACCAAGGUAUAAACACGUUACUAUUGUGUUUUAUGUUUACAAAUAUAUUGCUUAUUUAUAUUAUCACCAUCGCGUUUGAAUUUAUUAUGUUUAAAUCAGUAAAUUGGCCCAAUGUUCGUCAGACAUUAUUGUAUCGGAUACAAUGAUUUUACGCUAGAUUCUUCUCUUUAGUAAUUAUUUCGAAAUGUUUAUACAAUUGUGUAGAUAAAUUUAAUAAUGGAUUAAUUAUCGGGAGAAAAUUUUUGACCAUCGUCAUACAGAUGCAAUCACAAUUAUGAAUAUUUUUUGAUCUGCAAAUAUCCAAUUGAAUAUUUGUGAAUAUUAUUGGAUAUAUUUUAUUUUUAAUACUUACCUUAUAUUAACGCGCGAAUAAUGUAGUAUAGAGUAUGCAAGAAACUAGGAUGGGAUGUAAAACGUAUUAAUUGUACUUUUACGUUUGUGUAAACAACAAUGUGAUAUUUGCGCAUACAUAGUAAAUAACACAACUAAACUUUAAUUAGGCAGUAAAUAAUUGUAAUAUAUCGUUAAUGUACAUAGUAUACUGCAUUGUUACGUAAUUAUUAUUGAUCGUCAUCGCGUCACAUUAAAAUAAUCUGAUAAAAGUGA
Molecule: messenger RNA, 2259 nt
Organism: Vespa crabro (European hornet)
Lineage: Eukaryota; Metazoa; Arthropoda; Insecta; Hymenoptera; Vespidae
Product: upstream stimulatory factor 2-like
Exons: 5
Coding region: 33-872 (279 amino acids)
Biological process (GO): regulation of transcription by RNA polymerase II
Molecular function (GO): RNA polymerase II cis-regulatory region sequence-specific DNA binding; DNA-binding transcription factor activity, RNA polymerase II-specific; protein dimerization activity
Source: RefSeq, a predicted model, not a curated record